AAAUAGCUUAUUAAUACUCUUCAUAAAGUAAUGAAACAGUGUUUCUCUCAUCAAAGUUAAUAAAUAGCUUAUUAAUACUCUUCAUAAAGUAAUGAAACAGUGUUUCUCUCAUCAAAGUUAAUAAAUAGCUUAUUAAUACUCUUCAUAAAGUAAUGAAACAGUGUUUCUCUCAUCAAAGUUAAUAAAUAGCUUAUUAAUACUCUUCAUAAAGUAAUGAAACAGUGUUUCUCUCAUCAAAGUUAAUAAAUAGCUUAUUAAUACUCUUCAUAAAUAGUACACUGCAGUCAACAUAAAGCUAAUUUGUCUAUUUCUGCCAUUCAGUUAAAACGUGAUAAAAAGAUUAAAGUUAAGUUUAUUACCAACUAAAUGUGUAGUCGCUUUCUGCUGCAAAACAAAAACAACCAGUCGUGAAUAUGUUAUUAUAUUCAUGUAAUUCUAUAUAUUUCUGAACGGAACUGAAUCUUCCUCCAUAACGAAGCGCUUGUUGUUCGCCCUCCGGUCCAGCAGAGGUCGCUGUUCGCUUCCGCCGCUCCGCUCUCCUCAAAGCGAACUGUCCGUGUGCGCGGCCCCGCUGGCUCUCUUUGUCCGCACAAGAGGAGCACAAUGUGCGCCGUGCGGCUGCUGCGGGUGUCGGUACGCGAGCGGCUCGGCGCCGCCGCCGAAGACGUUCUGCUGCGGGUGGAAGAAGGACAAGAAGCGGCGGACAUCCCGGCGCUGAGAGCGCUGCUCACCGAGCGGCUCGCGGCUGCGGAGGAGGAGAUUGUCGGUCUGUUGGAGGAAACCGUGGCGGAGUACGAAGACCGAGCCGAGCGGUCCGAGCGAGAGGUCCGCCGCCAGAAGAGGCUGCUCGAUGCCCUGCUGAAGCCCGACGUGCAGCUGCAGCGAGCAGAGUGUCUGCAGGAGGUGGGCCGGAGCCACACAGACCCCCAUCCUUUGGGGGACCCUGCAGACCUGAACCACACAGACCUCCAGCCUUCAGGGGACCCUGCAGACCUGAACCACACAGACCUCCAGCCUUCAGGGGACCCUGCAGACCUGAGCCAGACCGAAGCUGAGCCCGUCGACAGCGAUGCUUCCGGCCCGUCGAUGCUUCACACUCCUUCGCCUCCCAGCGAUCCGCCCACCUCCCCGAGCAGCUCGGCCGCCAACGGUGACUGUGUUCCAGACCGGAUCCGGACCAAACGCAGUCAGACGCUGAGGUCUUCGUGGAAAAAGAAGAGAGGACGGCCACUGCUCGCCAUCAGGAACAAACGAAAGAGGUCGACUCCGGCUCAGAGCUUCAGCUGCCACGCGUGUGGACGCUCUCUGCAGGGGAAAGGCUUCCUGCUCAAACACGUCCUGCAGGUCUGCGCCCAGGACUCGGACUGCUGCUGUGGCUUCUGUGGCGUGCGGUUGGACUCCGCCGCCGACCUGACAGCUCACUUGCAAACACACCAGGUGAAGAGCAAAACCUGUUCCCUUUGCGGGAAAACCUUCCAGUCGAUUCUGGCACAGGAGCUGCACAUGCGUCUGCACACCGGAGAGAAACCGUACAGUUGCGAAAUCUGCGGCAAGAAGUUCAGCCAGAAAGGCAACCUGUCGUCACACAUGCGCAUCCACGCCGCAGAGAAACCCUUUAGGUGCAAAGAGUGCAGCCGGGCUUUCUAUCACAUGACGUCUUUAGAACGUCACAUGCAGGAUCACAGCGGGGAGGAGGUGCACGCCUGCAGCGUCUGCAGUCAGGAGUUCACAAAGCGGCGCAGCCUGAAACAACAUAUGGCAACCCACCAGAAGGAUGCAGCAGACAAACCGAAGAGACGCCGCAGCUCGGCGCGGUCCUUCCACUGCAAAGUAUGCAGCGACGCCUUCGACAAGAGAGUCUUAUUGGUGAAACACGUGGAGACUCAUCUGAAGGACCCUGUCUGCUGCUGCGGACUCUGUGGACACCAGUACGAGUCCACCGCCAGGCUCGCCGCUCACCUGCACUCCCACCGCGAGAUCGGCAACACCUGCCACGUCUGCGGAAAGUGCUUCAGUGCUCAGGCCGCACUGCUGAUGCACAUGAGGAUCCACACUGGAGAGAAACCGUACUCCUGCAGCUCCUGUGGAAAGAGCUUCAACCAGAGCGGCAACUUGAAGACGCACCUGAAGACCCACACCGGGGAAAAGGCCUUUACCUGCAGCCUCUGUGGGAAGGGAUUCACCCAGAAACAGACUCUGGACACUCACGUCCGCUUCCACAACAAAGAGAGACGCUUCCUGUGCCAGGUGUGUGGGAAGGGCUUCAUGCAGGAAGUGGACCUGAAGAGACACAUGCUGAUCCACACCGGAGAGAAACCGUACAUCUGCAGGGUCUGUGGGAAGAGCUUCCAGGCCAAGCGGUCGCUCAACGGACACCUCAAAGUUCACACGGCUGAAGGAGGGGAGUCAAGCCCGGUGCUGGACCAGACCUCAGACCAGCAAAGGAUGGACGGUCUCUACUCAGGCUUCAUCCAGCUGUAGGGAACCGACUGCUGGCUCUGCCUGGGAGAGUCCAAGACUGGAACCAAUCCGGUUCAACAACGUUACUGUCGCACUACCACAGAAGUACUGCUAGUCUGUCCUGCACUGUAUGGUACUCCAUUAUGUACCGUGUGGUACUCCAUUAUGUACCGUGUGGUACUCCAUUAUGUACCGUGUGGUACUCGGCACUGUAUGGUAUUCAGCACUAUGCUGUG
Molecule: messenger RNA, 2696 nt
Organism: Cyclopterus lumpus (lumpfish)
Lineage: Eukaryota; Metazoa; Chordata; Actinopteri; Perciformes; Cyclopteridae
Product: zinc finger protein 2-like
Exons: 2
Coding region: 604-2481 (625 amino acids)
Source: RefSeq, a predicted model, not a curated record